Molecule: messenger RNA, 9065 nt
Organism: Toxorhynchites rutilus septentrionalis
Lineage: Eukaryota; Metazoa; Arthropoda; Insecta; Diptera; Culicidae
Gene: cpa
Product: F-actin-capping protein subunit alpha
Exons: 3
Coding region: 806-1675 (289 amino acids)
Biological process (GO): actin cytoskeleton organization; barbed-end actin filament capping
Cellular component (GO): F-actin capping protein complex; actin cortical patch
Molecular function (GO): actin filament binding
Source: RefSeq, a predicted model, not a curated record
CGGACGUGGUUGAUGCAGUUUUGUGUCAGUGAAGUCAGACAGCAAGCAAAACCCGUACAAAACAGGCAGAUUAUCGAGGCGGAGCAGCAGUAAGCUCGCGUUUUUCUCGCUCGGUUAGUUUCUUUGGCUAGCGGAGCCCCGUUUUUCAGUUCUUGUGGCGUGUAAGCGUUACGAAUUGUAGCCGGAGGGUUGCAAAGAGUGGCUCUGGUGCUCGCAGAGACUUAGUGUUCCGGUUCCGGAUCGUACCUGCCGUCCGAUGGUUUUGUGCAAUUUUGUGGGUUCCGGACGGGUGUAGGUGUGCGAUAUUCGUGGUGUGGUUUGUGAAGUGCUGUUUCGAACGGAAUUUUCUUGUUGGAAAUAAUAAGAAUACUUGCUGCGAACAAACGGAAAGAAGAAGAGUGAAAUUACUCAUCACAGCAGCAAUAUAAAAAAACGUACUAGAACGGGUGUGAAUGAGGAUAAGUGCUGUAAGUUCAUUUGCAGAUUUGGCACCACUUACCGGAUGAACUCAACUGACGUCUACCAGGCUGAGAGAAAUUGUGACGGAAGAAACCCAAAAGCAGCAGCCGAAGUGGUUUGGUAGAAGUGUUAAGAAAGAAGGAAAAAUCGUUGAUGUUGUGAGUGAUAUCGGAUGAAAUUCUUGCAACGCGAAGCAAAAUAAUCCCCGAAGAAGGCCAACAGGCGUGAACGUGAAGUGUGUGCUUUAGCUUUUCAGUGAUAAGCGCGCUGCCAGAAGGAGCCUCGAUCGGAGCCAUCGGAGUAAUUGCAGGCGAAAGCAAAACAACAACAGCAACAUCUGAGGAAAAUGGCAGAUGUGGAUGAUGUGAUAAGUGACCAGGAGAAGAUUCGGAUCGUGAACGAUUUCAUUCUGCAUGCUCCGCCCGGGGAAUUCAACGAGGUGUUCAACGAUGUCCGCGAACUGCUGAACGAUGACCGGUUGCUGAAGGAGGGAGCGAGUGUUGCCUGCGCUCAGUACAACAAGGAUCAACUCACGCCGGUUAUUCUCGAGGGCUCGGAACUGGCCGUGCUCGUCACAGAGUUCAACGAUCUGGGUGGGGGUAGAUUCUUUGACCCGCGAACGAAACAGAGCUUCCGGUUCGACCACCUUCGCAAAGAGGCCUCGGAUCUGCAGAACCACGAUGGCGACCACAUCUCGGAGCAGUGGCGCGCGAUGCUCGACAUCGAAUCACUAACGUACUCCGCCAAUCACUACCGCAACGGAUCCUGCUCGACGUACGGUCGCACCAGCAACGGACAGAUAACGCUGAACGUGUGCAUCGAGGACCACCAGUUCCAGCCGAAGAACUUCUGGAACGGCCGGUGGCGCUCGGUGUGGUCCAUCACCUUUCCGGCGACUGGUGGCGGCACGGCCGAGCUGAAGGGUCUGCUGAAGCUGCAGGUGCACUACUACGAGGAUGGCAACGUGCAGCUGGUCUCCUCGAAGGAGUGUCGCGAGACGGUAGUCAUCACGAAUGAAGCGACCACCGCGAAGGAAAUUAUACGACUGAUCGAGGAGAGCGAACACGAUUACCAGACGGCAAUAUCGGAAAACUACCAGACGAUGUCGGACACGACGUUCAAAGCACUCCGGAGACAACUGCCCGUCACCAGGACGAAAAUCGACUGGAGUAAGAUAGUGUCGUACAGUAUCGGUAAGGAACUGAAAACGCAGUAGAAUGACUCAAGGGUGGGCAUGCGAGUGACGUGGACAUCCGUGUGGGAAGCUAGAACGAACAAAAUAAAAACAAACAUCGUGAAUCCACGGCGGGGAGCGAUCCCGGCAACAAUCUAGCCAGUCUAGAGAGAUUAUGUUCGACCGAAAGCCGGGGCAAAAAGCGAAACAAUUAUAAAAUUAGCUGAUAAUUUCUAAAAUUUAAAAAGGAAACAUCAUAUUUUUACAAUAAACAUACGCAAAAAAAGAACAGCCACAGUUUAUGGUAGACGGGAAAAUGUAACAUGAGAAAGAGCGCCAAUUUUUUUUUCGAAACAUUAGUUGAUCCGUUGAACGAAUCUUUCAAAUUUUCGCUGUAAAUGAGAUCGCGUACAGUAAAGAUAAAUCCAUUAUAAGGCAAGAUAUAUAGGACAAAACAAAAACUCGAAUUCACUGACAUUUGGCCUGCUAGGUAAAGAUCUUUUUAAAACAGAGUUUAGGAACAAUCCACAAAACAUACACUUUAACACUCAUUCUCGUUCAUUCUUACUUGCGGUAGUCGACAAAGCCAGAAUGUAUAAAUAGUAGUAGCAGGAAACAAAUUGCGCCCAGCGGCGAAGCGAACAAACAACUUGAUAAGAACAGCGCUCAAUAGUUUAGUGUACACACACACACGCGCGACCAUCAUCAACCCGCUCCGACCUCAGUUCUUCGAAAUUGGAAUCGAUCAGGGAGACGCAUUGCUUUACUGUUUUAUCACGUGUAUUCAUUCCAAGUAUGGCUACCCGGUCCCACUGCUAUAUAAGCGUGUUAGAGCGUGACGCAUACAGUUUUGGGGGUUACGUAACUGCUUCAUUACCAGCCCGCAUUACCCCUUCCUUAUUUGAACUUUGCGAAACAAACCGACGAACUGAGCGAACUGUUUGCCGAAGAUAUGCCAAGAUAAGAUUUUACUUUUUGCGUCUUGUUGAUGGUUUGAUAUUGCCAAAUUUUUCAUCACUUGCCUUGAAACGCAUUCGCUGAAUCUUUCGCAGUCGAGAUAUGCACAUUGUGUGAAUGACAACCAUUGUACAGAAUAUGUAUUAUUGAGUAAGGGUUCAAUUAUGUCUGUGUUCUGAGAGACGCCCUUUUCUCAAGUUAUUCCUUUACGGAAAGUCCAUUUAGGACAGCUAUACUCGAUCUUCAGGUUGGCCCUCCUGGUGUGAUUUUAUUUUGAACCAUUUUGUAUGUGUAAUAAUCGCGAAAACUUAAGAAAUCAUCAUCUAUUUUUUGACUAAGGAUUACGUCUUUCAUGGUAUUAAAUCAGAAAACACGGCACAUUUUUAUGAAACAGUUUUAACGUUAAUAGCUAUUUUUGCUGCGAUCAUAUUUUGAUGAUCUGCAUAACAAUCAAAUCGUAAAUUAUCUAAGAUUUGCUUGAUAUGCUCUACAUUACGAUUCAUUAUUUCGUGAACGGUUUAAAUUAUAGAAAAUUGGAAGCAUUUAUAUUUUUUUCAUAUACAUUUGUUCUGCCCAUUUAUGUGCUUACCCAGGGUAGCAAAAUCCCAUAUUCAUUUUACUAACAGCGCAAGAUUUUGAGACAACAUCAAAUUCAAUCACCAAUGUUACGCAGUUCACGACAAAUGAACACAGUUUCAGCGAGAAUGAACACCUACAAUAUUCAUACUCAUCUUCGGUCAACUAACAGUGAAAGAGAACAAAAAUCCAUUCAGAGAAAUAUCAUCUCAUUGACACCGUGUCAGACGUUUGUACGCGUGUUCGUGUGAAUGUUUUCCAGGUAUGUUUCUAGCCCGAUCUCAUUUCGUGCCGCUUACUGCACACUUCGAUGGACAAUAGCACAUCCGAUCACUAGGUUUAUGGGUUUAAGGCCAAUGAAAAUUUCAUCAGGACGCAAUGAAAGCCGAUAUUUGCGGCUACGGCAUUCAGUGACAUCGGACUUGAGCUGAUGGUGGUGGUGGUGAACCAGUAGUCAAAUCGUGAUAGGCACCGUGAUAGAAAGAAGUGAAAAAUGUCGGUAGAGAUAUUUUGUUCUGACGUAAUUUGCUUUUCAUCCUUGUACUUACCUAUCCCUGCUGUCACUAACGAGCGCCUAAGCGUAUCAACAAGGCUCAUUGUUUAAGUACCCUUGCGAAUUCGGAUCGGUGGAUUGCUCGCUCCAAAUGUAAAUGCAGCGUUCGUUCUACGGACGUUGUGGAUAGAGAAGAUAUUGCAAUUUAAGCUCUACCCCUUUUCAAUUUAUUGAGUAUAAAUAAUCAAUUCGUGAUUUAAGGUCACAGCGUUCACGAUUCAUCAGUCAUCCUGGUAGCGACCGGACGGCAGCAAAGGCUGGUAGUUGAGUUUAGUUUUGUAAAUUGGCCUUGAGGCUAGAUGCGAUUGAAAUGGGAAAUUGCGAAAUCUGUAUAAUUCAAAACCAGAGAUCGAAAUGUUGAGAAUAAAAAUAUCCCAGGAAAAAAAAGUUUAUAAUAUAAGAAGCGAGGGAAUGUUAUAAAACUGACUGACUAAAUACUUAUCUCGCAGUUGAACGAUAAUUUCCAUGUCUGUUCAAAACAUCAUCAUCAUUCAAGUCACACUCUCAAUCCAGCUAGCAGGCUGCAGUCUUUCUCAAUACUGAUGUCACACAUAACGGUUUUGCUUGAUACAAAGAAAGAAUGGAAGAUAGACAUCGCUUACAGUAGUGCAAUGUUGUUCGGUGGAGACACCGUAGCGGAUAGUACUUCUGUAUUUUUGCAUCUGUACUGAAGUUCACUGAUUUUUACACCUACGAUUAUUUAGAUGAUAACUCAAGGGUUUGCGGUAACGAAAUCUGAUUUAAUCAGCCUAAAGGUAUAGUUGUAUCUCGAUCUCAAGUUUCAUCUGCAGAGACCAUCUUGGUUAUCUUAAUGUGACCGAAACCCUUGAAAUGGCUACCAAUCAUAAAGUUUUGACAAACUAUGAAAUUGGAGAUGUCGCAUGACAGGAUUUGAUUCUGAUCAUAAAGUGACCCCUUUCCUCGGAAACCUGAUCCGGAACAUAUCCGGUUUAAGUCAAUGAGAUCAUAUAGGCUAGUUUUGAAGAAAAUCAUUGAUACCCCAUGGAAGGUUUUGUGUAGUAUUGGGAUCUGGAAUCUAUGGGCCCUGCAUUUUUUCCGGUCAUAUCUCCGGAACCCGUAGCGAAUUCCGAUAAAUCUUUAAAGGGUGCCUUUAAAUUUAUUUAAUUCGGUUCAGCUGUUUCGAGAAAAUUGAGCCGCAACAUUGUUUGCUUGGUUAAGAUAAAAAAAAAAUGGGUGGGUUAUAUUUAUAAUAUAACCGCGAGGUUGACGUGGGACUACCGUUAGCUUAGUAAUCAUUUGUUUGUGUUGAUUAAAUUAUUGAUUGAAUGAAACAAUUUUCGAAUUCAAUUGAAUUCAACAUAUUUGCUGUGUAAGUAAAGAACUGAUGGCUGUGUUGGGGAAACCGUUAAUCAAGCUAAUCAAAACAGGACGGGAUUGCUUAUCUCAGGAAAAAUAACGUUUUAUUAGGUGUGAUAGAUGCGUAUAAAUAUUUCCUAACAAUUGAUGCAAACAAAUAUUCGAGUUAUAAGCCAGCAUGUUCUGUGUUUGGGUUUUAAUUUUACCUCCCCGAUAUAUUCCGAUUAGCCGUAGUCCCACGUCAAAAAGUUGUUUUCCAUGAUGGUUUCUUGUAAAAUUAGUUUUUCUCAUUUGUUUUAAUAGAAAUUGCAACUAUCUGGUCACUGUUUUUACUCCUAAAGAAUCACAUGGGUGUGAAUUAAUAUGUUUAGCGUCCACUAUUAUCGUUUUGAUGUGUGGGGAACAUGUUCCUUUAUGAUGCUUGAAAAUAGAAACGAAAAUGUUAUUCAGAAAACAAUAAAAUUUUUAUGAAAUUCAAUAAGCGAUUCGAUGGGAACCAUUGACGAAAAGAACCUACAGAUGAUUAUUGUACGUGUCGUAUGAAAAAGUUUUUAAAUUAAAUUAAAUAAUAACUUCAACACUUUCCGGUUUUUUUUCAUUAGUACGUUUGAUCAAUUUCACCACGAUGAUCAAUUCGCCCCUGCAUGACGGUACUCAUAUUUACCGACUUUUGGGUUUCCAAUAGUUUGCUUCAAAAUCCAUCUCAGUCAAGAUUGGUAACCAGUUGAUGCUUGUUGGAUGCUAUAAAUAUUGUGCUCACUCUGGCCUACUUCAGAUUUGAUUUUGCUUCUGUGUUGAAAGGACGUGUAAAAUUUUUCGCUUCAGAAUAAUUUCCCAUGAUGUUUUGAAUUGCAUAGGUUUUUUCAAAAUUCUUAAUUUCUCAGAGUUCAAUCGUCUCUAGGCUCGGAGAAGGCCAAUUUGGAAAACUGAACUUAAAGCUCUUUGUGGAAGUCCAUCUGGAAAACCUCGUUGCCACUGCCUGGAUGACUGAUGAAUCGUGAUUGACCCGUUGGUGACUUUCAUCCGAUCGACAAUUAAAUUUUCGCGAAUUCCAGCAAUGUUCCCAGGUUAAGAGUGGCGUCAAAUUGCAGCGCGUAUCAAGGCGGAUGUGAAGAAGAUAUUUCUCAGUGCUGAGAGCUGUAUUCUUCGGUGGGAAACAGAUUGUAAAAAAUUAUUCCGCAGCGGUUGCUGUCGCCUUUAACACCACAAUACAACCUAUUCGGUUCGGAUUUUCUGUUACCGUUCUGCGUGUUCUUUGAGGCGUUUUUUGGGAGCAUCUAAGAGAUAUUUGUGUCUUGGACACCACCCUUCUUUAUUUUUACUUAUUUUUGCGGCACAAUGAUUAACGUGUGUCUGUGGCCCCUAUGAAAAAACUUGAGUACUGCUGAUCUAGGAUACUGUAGAGCCGCUGACGAAACUAGUGGAAAAUCUACAGAUCAUGAUAAAUAUCCUUCGCCCAGAACGGCAGAUGUUCCUGCAACCACUUCUGAGUGCGUUUCAAAGUAUGGCACGGAGCCCUAUCUUGUUGAAAAUACAUCUUUUGACCAUACUGCUCUUUGAUCCACGGAAGAACAUACUUAAAAUCCCUAUGUAGACCUCCGUGUUUUUGCUUUGUCGUCUUCUGGAAUGAACGCCGUGUUAAUUUUUUCACCAUCGGAAGCCACAAAUCCAAACACCAUAACGCUAGCAGGAUGCUUGUUCAGAUACACUUUUUUAUGCCCGUCCGCCACGCCUUUUGCCAGGAGAGCUAAUAAAGCGAUCGAUUCUGGAAUUUGAUACGGGAUCGACGGUAAACAUGCUCUCGUCUUUGUACAGGAUUACCGGGUUUUUUCACUCGAGGAAGUUCAAUAUUUUCUUACAUCGUUCGACUCGCAGCUCCUAGAUCAUGUGGGUAUUUUUUCUCCAUAGUCUUGACUUCUUCCUAUCGACUAUGAUCUUAUGUCCCGUAAAAUUGCUGAUCUCGUGUUCCUUCACCAUGUCCCUCAUUGAAUGCACUGGAUUCACUCGAAUCUUUUGAUGGCAGCGAUAACCCUCGGAAUCCGAGCUGAUCUCGGACGACCUGUGGUCUGCUUCGCGGAUACUUGCCCUUUCUUUUCUUGGUUUAAGACCUUUUCCACGGUCCACCGGAACACUCCCACGGUGAUGGAAAUGUCUUUUUGUGACAUUUGCGCGUGGGAAAAAUCACGAAUACGCUGCCACUUCGUCAUGGUGCAACUGAAAUCGACUUCUUUUAGUCGCAUCCUAUUACGAUAUGAAUUAUGACUUAUGUGCAUGCAAAAAAACCUAAACAUUGUAUCACAGGUGAAAUGGAAACCUAAUUUUUACGAAGGUGAAAACUUUAUCACGCAUACUGUAUGAUAUAUUAAACUAUUACAAAAAAGUUUGUCGUCUUCCUCAAGACGCUUUAGCAAUGAAAUGCUAAUCAACAAAUUGCUGAGAAAAAUAAUACAUUAUUGCUGGAACGUUCAACAGUUCAACAGAAAUAAUUCUGAGUUUGUUAAGCUCUGAUGAAAUAUAUAGAUUUUUUAGAAUAAACCUGAAAUUCUUUCGAAAUGGGAUAAUCUAAAUCGUGCCUGUCUACUAAGCCAAACGCCCCAGUUCGAAAAUAACGUGAAUGACUAUUGCCUUUUGAAAUUAAGUAGAACAAAAAUGAGACAUCCCUAGUCUAAAUUUUUGAACCUAGAAAAGUACUAUUACUGCUGGUUUUAUUAGUAAAGCGUCGUGUCGUGUCUUGUACAUAUGCAUUUAUGAAUUCACUAAUUAUUUUAAACAGUGAAUUAUUAAAUCGUGACAUGAGUGGCAGUGCCAACCAGAUUGACAAAUUCGCGAUAUCGAAGGUACAGUGUUGACAUCUUCCGUUGGCGUGAAGCAAAGGUACUCUUUAUCAGACAGUUUUAAAUUAAUAUAAUUUUCGUUCAAGAUUUGUGCAUCACUGUUAGGAAACGUGUUCGUUUAUUACAGUAAAUACAUAUUUGAUAUGGAAAAGUUGAUUUUUGUUCAUAAUUUUCGUCAACGAAACACGAAGCUCAAUGCCGCCAAUGCGAAUAAUCUAUAUACAUGCUCAGUUUAAUGAUUCAGCCUGGUUUGGGCAGACUUUCCAACGUAAUCAAUAGCAUUUCAGAGCAGUGUACGCCGACAUCAUGCUGACAUCAUCUACCAAAAUGACACAUCCUUUCAUUACUUCGCGAAACAUUGCCUUACACUUCAUUUUCCAGUUGCUCAGUUUAGACUGCAUAGGAAUACUAUGAAACACUGAACUGCACACUCACUCUAACAGCUCCCAUCGGUUAAGGCUAGGUAGGAUUCGAAUCCUGAUUUAGGGUAUCGCAAUGGAGAGAGGAAGAACGAAUACAACAAACUACCAAAAUAAAUGAUAAAACGUAAAACGACGUAACACGAAUAGGAAUCCAUUACACACUACUACCAAACAUCGGGGGGUAGAUUCGAUGCCGGAGGUGACGCUCAAAGCCUCCCACAAAGCACUUUAUCAUGUCCUUAUCAACCAACCACCCCCAGAAAAACUACUAAGCAGCAGCAGCAGCAGCGUUAGCGUAAACUAAUUUAGAGAAAAAGCAUGAGAUCAAUUGAAUUUUGCGCUCUCCAGAAAAAAAUAGUGGUUACAGCAACAAUAGCAACCGUUUCGAAACCAAGAUACGUUACGCGAUGUGUACGCAUCCCGAUACACACACACACACGCCCGUGAGCAGGAUUAAUGUUUAAGCAAAUAAUGAACAUAAAUCCAUGAUAACAAAAAAAAACGAUAAUGAUACAUUUAAACAAGAGCAAACAUUCACAUACACACACUGACGGAGACGACAGUAAGUAAAAAAAAGCAAGUAUAAACACAACACUACACAAAAAGCCGUUGAGUAAUUAUGAGGUAAAUAAAAAAAGAAACACGAGAGAGGAAGUGAAGGAGAAAAACAAGAAAAUAACUAUAAUAAAUUGAAAAAAAUAAUAAAAAAUUAUGUAUAUUUAAUUAUUAUUACAUAUAUAUGAAAAUUGAAUAAAAAUUCAUAUAAAAAGUCA